Molecule: messenger RNA, 1973 nt
Organism: Gryllus bimaculatus (two-spotted cricket)
Lineage: Eukaryota; Metazoa; Arthropoda; Insecta; Orthoptera; Gryllidae
Source: the annotation of a GenBank genome assembly
AUGGAGACGAGCUUCGUGGACCGCCGCAACCCGUUCCUGCCGUCGCCCGCCACGCCCGGCGCCGCCAUGCCGCCGCCGCUCUCCCUCGCCAACGCCGCCGCCCCCGCCAACGUCGCCGGCGCCGCCGCCAACGCAGCCGCCAUCACCACCACCACCACCACCGCCGCCGCCGCCGCCGUCGCUGCCGCCACCGCUGCCAACUCUUCGCCGGACGAACAGGCUUGGUCAGAAAUUGGUCUUGGUCGCGAUGAUUCAACUGCUACAUCUACAACACCAGCCAGCAGCAAUUCGACUCCAUCUCAUACAGGACUCUUUCGAGCAAUGUCAACUGCUGGAACAGGAGGUUCUCCUGCUCGAACUCGUUUGGAUGGUUGGAUGUCUGCAGAUCGAAGACAGUCACUAGAUACUGCCCUGUGGGCUGGUCCUGCAACUGAAAGAGUGAAGGAAUUAUUGUCUCAUGGAAUGAUGAUGCUGAAUAUCUCUGCUUUGAGUGAACGACGUGGCUCAGAACCAAGGAGUGGAGAUAUUGUAGAAGGAACUUCUAGAGGUAGUCGCCCAGGAAGUGCUGCCAAAAAAGUACCAUCUCCAUUGGAAAAGUCUCUCUGCUACCUCACAGCAGAAGAUGAUUCAACAUCUGAUAGUGAAAGCCUAGCUAGUGUUGAGAUGCUUACGGAUGAGCAGAUUCUUUCUUUAAUGUUGGAUCAAGAGCAGCAAUGUGAAGAGGUACUUGGAACACCACUGUCUGAAGUUGCACCACUUCCUCCUCCCCCUCCCGUCUCUACUGCUAGUGCCAGUCCAGUUGUCUCCGAUGCUCCCCUCCCAGCACCACCUACAUCACAUAUGCCUCAACUUCAGUGAGUGCAAAGGUUGCAGCCCUCCUGGCUUCUUGCUGCAGCUUGCAUUCUGCCAGAUGAAGACUAGGCCAGGGCUGCCAAUUUCUCUUGUGAUUUUUCUCCGUUUGGGUUUUCCAUUCUCAUCUAAAAUACUGCAUUGAUAUGUUGUGCCUGUGUCUUCUCAGUUAAGAAGAUUGCCAAACACCUGAGGUAGCAUUUGAGAGGUUUGAUGUUAUAGAAAUAUUAGCAGUUUUGAACACUUAGGACAAAAUUACAGUGAAAAAUGUCAUUACGAAAUAUUAAAUUGUUAUUUUCAUCUGUGUGGUUACAUUGAUCAACUCUUCUCGUAUUCUUGUCUCGUGUCUUGUACUAAUUUCUGACACAAAUAAUGAGGAAUUAAAUCGGCAUUAGAUGCUGGAAAAUAGACUAGACACCCUGUCAGAUCCAGAUGUCUUAAUAGUUACAAAAUGGUACCAUGAAUAUUAUUUAGUAGGGAGAAGUAGAUAAAAAAUCAUAUGGCAUAUGUAUGUGGGUUUAAGAUUUUUGAACACAAUGUAAUUUCUAUUCAUUAUUUUUUUAAUUAAUAUUAUUUAGAAAUGCCAAUUUCUUUUCCAAUUCUGUUUAGACAAGGAUAUAUGUAUUUGUGUAUUUAUUUGGUUACAUUUAUGGAAAGAUAAAAUAAGUCUCCUACUUGCCCAGAAACAAAUUGAAAAUAUAUUGAAAACACUGCAACUCAUCUCAUUUUUCCAUAAGGUUAAAUACAAGGUCUCAAUUUUGAAUUCCUACAGUCUUAGUCAUAUUAAUUUAAUAGAAUGCCUAGAAAUAAACAAUAACAAUGUGUAUAUAAAAUAUGGAAAAAUGUUUGAAUACAAGUUGUUUGUUGUUAUCUGCAGAACCAUUACUUGAUAUACCUGAACAUUGAUAAUUCAUAACAAAUGUAUUAUAUUUACUAUAGUAUUCACAGAGUAAAUAUUGAUUUAUAAUUAUUAUUAUUUAAUUAAUAUUGAUUAAAUGCAUCUAACCUAAAAAAAAAUACUUUCAUUAUUUAAAAAUAAAUUUUCUGAAACCCAAUUGGGUGAAUUAUUUGAAACACAAGAUUAAUUCUUGUUAUUGAUCAGCUAUUAUUUGACAAAUAUUUAU